GAUUUAUUGGAUUUUUGCUGAUAUUCCUAACUCAAACCGGAAGUUAUGGAAAUGUACUUCCGGAUGACACCAGCUUUUGUGGCGGCCGCAGUGGCGGUGGGUCCUGGAGCGUAGACAACCCAGAAACUGGAGCACAAUUGGAAAGUGUUCCUGUAUCCCUCUCGGAGGUUUCCCAACGUCUAGUUAUAAAAAGUCAAUAUAUUGCUGACACGACCAGAAAUCUUAAAUCAUUAUAUGCUGCCAACAAAAUACAAGAUUCCAGUCAACUUGAAGUCCUUUCUUCCAUGUCACGCUUGACGGGCUUCCCGCCGAAUCCUUCUGAAGGCAGGCUGAAUGAUACAUUGUUAAAUAAUUUCAACGGGUUACAGAAAAUCUUAGCUUUCAUGAGGUUGGCGAAGAAAAACGAAUAUUCUCCAGUGUAUAAACGAAGCAUUAGCACGAUAAUGAAUCAGAUUAAGGGCAUCCUGUGUGAACUUUCCAUAUUGUUAAGGAGUCAGAGUAUACCAGUACAACGAAUUAGAAUGCGUAUGCCAAACGAUUACAAAACCAUGUCACAGACCUUUCGCUAUUCCUGGAUAUAUGUUCUACUGCGUGACGUACUGGGAUUCUUUGAAGGAAGCAUAACCCUCUACACAUCGUACAGCUAAGAUUGUGUAUAGCCUUGUGAGGGUAUCAAAUCGAUUAGGGAGAUUGGCUAUGGAAACAAAAUGGCAGUGUGACUUGAAUCUGAGUGAAAUUCAGAGUGUGAAGGUGUAUUGAUGUUUAUCAGUAGGAGUGUCGGGUGUGAAUGUGUAUUAACAUUUUGUACGUUUAUCAGUGAGAGUGUCGGGUGUGAAUGUGUAUUUAUGUUUAUCCGUGGGAGUGUCGGGUGUGAAUGUAUAUUUAUGUUUAUCAGAUGAAGUGUCGGGUGUGAAUGGGUAUUAGUGUUUACCUGUGGAAGUGUCGGGUGUGAAUGGGUAUUAGUGUUUACCUGUGGAAGUGUCGGGUGUGAAUGGGUAUUAGUGUUUAUCUGUGGAAGUGUCGGGUGUGAAUGGGUAUUUAUGUUUAUCUGCGGGAGUGUCGGGUGUGAAUGUGUAUUUAUGUUUAUGAGUAGAAGUGUCGGGUGUGAAUGGGUAUUAGUGUUUAUCUGCGGGAGUGUCGGGUGUGAAUGUGUAUGUUUAUCUGUGGAAGUGUCGGGUGUGAAUGGGUAUUUAUGUUUAUCUGUUGGUGACUGGUGUGAAUGUGUAUUUAAACUAUGUAGUAGUGUAAGAGAGGAAAUUAUCUUUUUAUCAAUAUGACAUCAUUUAUUUAUUUGAAUAAGUACAUUUAUAACAAAUGCCUCUACAGACAUUAUCAUUUACUCCAUUGAAAUCAAGAGAUCUUCAUAAUAAAGUAUUAGGUUCGAAAUGAU
This is a messenger RNA of Pecten maximus, 1390 nucleotides long. RefSeq lists its product as uncharacterized. The transcript is spliced from 3 exons. The record is from RefSeq and is a predicted model, not a curated record. The coding region runs from base 285 to 647 and encodes 120 amino acids. NCBI's taxonomy places the organism in Eukaryota, Metazoa, Mollusca, Bivalvia, Pectinida, Pectinidae.